GGGGCUGUCGAGGGGCUGCUGGGGGCGGUGGGGGUGCGGAGAAGCCAUGUUCCUGAGCCCCGGCGAGGGGCCGGCAGCAGAGGGUGGGGGGCCGGGCCCGGGCGAGGAAGCCCCCAAGAAGAAGCACCGGAGGAACCGCACGACCUUCACCACGUACCAGCUGCACCAGCUGGAGAGGGCGUUCGAGGCCUCCCACUACCCGGACGUUUACAGCCGCGAGGAGCUGGCGGCCAAGGUGCACCUGCCUGAGGUGCGCGUGCAGGUGUGGUUCCAGAACCGCCGGGCCAAGUGGCGCCGCCAGGAGCGUCUGGAGUCAGGCUCCGGGGCUGGGGCAGCCCCAAGGCUCCCCGAGGCCCCGGCACUGCCGUUUGCCCGCCCGCCAGCCAUGCCACUGCCCCUGGAGCCCUGGCUGGGCCCCGGGCCCCCGGCCGUGCCAGGCCUCCCGCGCCUCCUGGGGCCGGGGCCCGGGCUGCAGGCAUCCUUCGGGCCCCAUGCCUUUGGUCCGGCCUUCACGGAGGGCUUCACCCUGGAGGAGGCAUCCCUGCGGCUGCUGGCCAAGGAGCACGCGCAGGCUCUGGACAGGGCCUGGCCACCGGCCUGA
This is a messenger RNA of Zalophus californianus (California sea lion), 601 nucleotides long. RefSeq names its product retina and anterior neural fold homeobox 2 (gene RAX2). The coding region runs from base 47 to 601 and encodes 184 amino acids. Lineage: Eukaryota; Metazoa; Chordata; Mammalia; Carnivora; Otariidae. The transcript has 3 exons. Gene Ontology annotation, biological process: positive regulation of transcription by RNA polymerase II. Gene Ontology annotation, molecular function: DNA-binding transcription factor activity, RNA polymerase II-specific; RNA polymerase II cis-regulatory region sequence-specific DNA binding. The record is from RefSeq and is a predicted model, not a curated record.